AUGCCCCGAAAAACGUGGAAAGCCACCACUGUGCAGUCUACCGCCUUCAACUGGACCCGCAUUGUGACAGGCAUCCAGGAGAUCACAUCUACAGUAAGAAGAAGAAGAAGAAUUAGAACCAGAAUUGGCAGAGGAAACGGAGGAGAUGUUGCUGCUGAAACAGAUGAGGUUGAACAUGAAGAGCAAGAAGCUGAGUCUGAAGUAGCUGACAUACCUCCAGCUGAACCUGAAGAGGUGGAAGAGGAGCCAGUCACUGAACAUGCAGAAGCUGCAGGGGAAUCCAAGGAUGAAGUGGAAGAGGAAACACUGCCUGAACCAGCAGAGAUCCUAGAAGACUCUGAAGAGGAAGUUAGUGAAGUCACUGAUCACGAUGAAGCUGAGAUUGCAGAAUCUGAGGUGGAAGAGGAUGAAGCUGACAACGAAGGUGAUUUAGAUGGAGCUACACUUGAGCCGGAAGAAGUUGUUUCUGAACGAGAAGAAUCUCUAGGGGAUUAUGAGAUUGAAGCGGAAUCUCAGACGGAGAAGGAUGAUUCCGAUCAAGUGGAGGAGGAGGAGCAGGACUCUGAUCAGGUGGAUGCAGACCUCUACAAUCAAAUGGCACAGGAUUUCUUUGAUCAAGGAGAGAGUGAAGGUGAGAGAGAAGACCAACUACUAGACAAGGACGAGCCAUACGAAGGUGAAACUGAAGAGGAGGUGGUUGUCAGUGACAAAUACAUUGAAGAAUAUGAAGCUCCAGUGUCUGAGGAUGCAACAGAAGAAUAUUAUGCUGAAGAGCCUGACUAUGUUCCAGGGAAUGAAGAUGUACAAGAAGCCUUACCUGUUCCUGAAAAAACAGACAAAGAUAGCCAGAGGGCCUAUGGAUCUCAAAGCUUAGAUCUGGAAUCUGAAAUCCAAGCUGCAGUGCCUCUUCCAGAGCCAGUAGAAGAGGUGACAAAGGAAGAGAGAGACGCUCCCAAGACCACUGAGGAGCAUCCGGCAGAGGAAGUUACUGCGGAAGAACACAGUGAAGAGCAUGUGUACCAUGCAGAAGAGCUCACAGAUGAGGAAGAACAUAUGGAUGUUGUGGAAGUGCACACGCAUGUGGAAGAGCACACAGAAGGCAAUGAACCCACAGAGCCUGACCAUUCUGAAGAUACAGGUGAAGUAGAAGAGACAAUGACAAGAGACGAAACUGAGCCAGAAGAGCAGCUUGGAGACACUGAUUCACAAGAGGAGCCAGCUGUAGAGACCAUUUCGCCAUCAAAAAUUGAGGACAAGCCAUUAGAUCUUUAACUCAUCACAGAGACUUCAAACACAAAUGGACCAGGCCACUCUACAUUCCACUAAGAUGACUUUUUUUGUGUGUUUUUCUUGUUGAAGCAAAUGGUGUCCGACCUCUGGGAUCGAAGAUAAUGUGAUUUGGGCAAAAAAACACUGAUUUGUGGAUUUUUUUUUGCUGCCUCCCCCACCCACCCCCCUACCGCAUUGUGUUUUUAAAGUGUGUGUGCGUGUUUUUUUUAAAAAAUAUAACAAAGUUCUAGUACGCUUUUUUGAAUUAUGUAAGGUGCAUAGUAUUUUUUUUUGCUUUACAAACUUGAAACUAAAAGGAUUGCUCUUGAGGGAGCAGGCACAGACGCAAUGGGCUGAAUGGCUCUCUUCUGUGAAGUAAAUUUCUAUGCUUCUAAAGCUAAUUAGGUGACAGUAACAAGUGUAGUGGUGGAUAAUCAGUGAGAAAUCUAUUAAUCAGUCUGCUGUGUGUUCUCAAAAAGAAGUCUGUUCUCAAACACUGAUGAGGAAUUAACUUACACAAAGAUAAUAUAUAAGUUAAAAUGAAAAAUUUAAUAACCAUGUGUAAAUGAUUUUUAUUUUUAAUAAGCAGAUGGCAGAGUGGACUUCGCUGAGUAGAUGCAGUAAAUUUUAAGAUUCCAUGUGAGCAAGGUGUGACCAUUUAGCAGAAGAAAUGCAGACGUUUAAACCUUUUACUUUUUUUUUGGAAAGCAGGUUGAAGCAACGAUUUUUUUUUAUGUUCAAGUAACAAAUUUGGUAUCAGUGCUAAGCUGUAAUCUUUUUCUGUGGCAUGUGUGGAAUGUACCUGCCAAGACCUUGGUGUGAAGGCGAUUCAUUCAGAUCUGCACUGACCUUUGUAUAAAAAGUGGUUACAAUAAUGGCAGGGAGUUUUUACUAGAACACUAUUUUCAGUAAGAAAUUGGAGUGUGUUUUUCUUAAAACAAAAUUUUUCAACGGAACUGUGAUGAAUUGUCAGACUUAGCAAUAACUGCCCUUAACUGUGAUGUACUAUCAUCUGUGUAUGACUUUUUAAAGUAGCCUUGUGACUGAAAGUGGACAAGCAUUAGUCGUAGCUCUUCUCAUUUUUAUGUAAAGUAUUGAAUUUUUUUUAAAAAAAGCCAUAAAGUUCAAAAGGGUGUGGGAUAUUUGGGAAAGGAGAUGGUUUAGUUUUUAAAAAGACGCAAGCAAAGGAGGUUGAUCUUAUCCAAGGUUAGGGUUAUGUCACACUAUCAGUGUGGUUCGUUUAUUUUAUCGAUUGUUCUCAGCUCCCAGACAGCCAAAUUGACGUAGAAUAUGACACAUGCACUAACUGACUUUAAACUAGUCUUCGUCAAUGCCAUGCUGAGUAAAGGAAAUUUUGCUUUUACAAUUAAUGUCAUUUUUAUUUUGUUGCAUGAAAUGUGGAUACAAAUCCUGUUGUCUUUGGGAAUGUCACUUGUCAGCAAUAAAACUUCCUCAAAAUA
Messenger RNA from Callorhinchus milii (elephant shark), 2729 nucleotides. Its product is annotated as un-named hu7910. The record is from RefSeq and is a predicted model, not a curated record. The coding region runs from base 1 to 1272 and encodes 423 amino acids. NCBI's taxonomy places the organism in Eukaryota, Metazoa, Chordata, Chondrichthyes, Chimaeriformes, Callorhinchidae. The transcript is spliced from 22 exons.